Molecule: messenger RNA, 1250 nt
Organism: Hevea brasiliensis (rubber tree)
Lineage: Eukaryota; Viridiplantae; Streptophyta; Magnoliopsida; Malpighiales; Euphorbiaceae
Product: enoyl-CoA hydratase 2, peroxisomal-like
Exons: 12
Coding region: 1-1032 (343 amino acids)
Cellular component (GO): peroxisome
Source: RefSeq, a predicted model, not a curated record
AUGGAGAGGGAGUGUCGCAACGUCUAUAACGGUUCUAAAAAAAGAUUGAAUAGCUUAAUGUUUCAACGACUUGAAAAGCUUCUUCAAUUCUUAAAAACGCCUCUAAUCGCGGAGCCUUCACAGUUCGAUCCUGAUCGCGUUCUUGCUCAUAAAUUCCCUGAGUCAAUCUACGUUUAUGCCGAAAGAGAUGCUGCGGUUUAUGCCUUGGGCGUUGGAGCUUGUGGCCGCGAUGCUAUUGAUGCUGACGAGCUUAAAUUUGUUUAUCCUGAAAAUGGGCAGCAAUUUAUUCAGGUCUUGCCAACAUUUGCUGCUUUAUUUUCACUUGGGUCGAUGACAAAUGGUAUAGAUUUGCCUGGCUUGCAAUGUGAUCCGCGUUUUCUGCUGCAUGGACAACAGUAUAUAGAAGUGUACAGUCCAUUUCCAUCAAGUGCAUCUAUACAUAAUAAAGUCUGUCUCGCUGGAUUGCAUGACAAAGGGAAGGCAGCCAUUGUUGAGAUUGAAACAAAAAGUUAUGAGAAAGAGUCUGGUGAAUUAUUAUGCAUGAACAGAUCAAGUGUUUACCUUCGAGGCGCUGGUGGCUUCUCAAACCCAACUCACCCAUUUUCUUACUCCAAUUAUCCAAACAACCAGGUUGCAGCUGUAAAAAUUCCAAAAACUCAACCUUUUGCAGUAUUUGAAGAUUUCAUUCAACCAUCUCAGGCAUUGCUAUAUAGGCUAUCUGGUGAUUAUAACCCUCUGCAUUCAGAUCCCAUGAUUGCUAAAGUUGCAGCAUUCUCCCGUCCAAUAUUGCAUGGGCUAUGCACACUUGGAUUUGCAGUUAGGGCCAUCAUCAAAUGUAUUUGCAGAGGAGAUGCAAGCAUAGUUAAGAACGUAUCUGGUCGAUUCCUUUUACAUGUGUACCCUGGUGAAACAUUGAUCACUGAAAUGUGGCUGAAAGGCUUGAGGGUUAUAUAUCAGGCGAAGGUGAAAGAACGAAAACGGGCAGUUUUGUCAGGCUUUGUGGACCUCCAUCAUUUAAUAUCAUCACUGUAAAUUAAUUCCGGAGUUAUUGAACAGGGGAGGUUUUAUUCUCUAAAUAUAUUUGAAUAAUUGUCGCUAGACCUUACCGUUGCAAUGGGAAAUUUACCUAUAAAAGGAAUAAGAAAAGUUUUCAUAGUGUAGACAAGCAUGAAUUGUAGUCUCCAUCACAUAUUUACGGUGGUCGUCUUAUUCAUUUUGUCAAUACAAAGAUCUUUGCUUCUGUUGUGGAC